Molecule: messenger RNA, 2122 nt
Organism: Zingiber officinale
Lineage: Eukaryota; Viridiplantae; Streptophyta; Magnoliopsida; Zingiberales; Zingiberaceae
Product: BUD13 homolog
Exons: 8
Coding region: 243-1790 (515 amino acids)
Biological process (GO): mRNA splicing, via spliceosome
Cellular component (GO): U2-type spliceosomal complex; RES complex
Molecular function (GO): RNA binding
Source: RefSeq, a predicted model, not a curated record
GGCAUUUUAGGUUGUAGAGGGAUUGCUUUGAUCUCAUUAUUUAUUUUUCGACCGCCUCUCCCACGCCCACUCUCGGCGUUUUUCCGCCGCUCGUCUAAUCGGCGCCGUCCCUUACGCGCCCGGGCGUCGGCGCCGCUCGAUCGUCCUCGCGGGCAGCCGACACCAGCCACCUCCCCUCCUGUCCGAGCACGAAGCCGGCUGCUGCUUGUCCUUGUUCCCUUGCAAGCUUCUCCGAUAAUCAUAUGGCUGCUCCUCUCUCCCUCAAAGAUUACCUCAAGCGAUACGAGUCAACGGGCGAAGAUGACGAGAAGAAAAAGAAGAAGAAGAAGAAAAAGGAGAAGGUCAAGCCCAGCUCUAUGGGUGGCAUCCUAGUGGUGGACGAAGAUCCCGUGUGGCAAAAACCUGUCCAAAUUGAACAAGAAGAGUCAGAAUCUGCUGAUGAAGAAAAACCACAAAUUGAUGAGGAUAUUGAGGUCAAAAGGAUGAAGAGACUGGAGUCCAUUCGUGCACGGAAACCCUAUCAUGCAAUUUCAGAAGAUGGGAGUGGUUGGGUCUCAAUUUCCAAUUCCUCAAAACAUACAAAGGUCACUGAGCCAAGAUCGAGGUUCGACACUCCCUCUCCAAGGACCAGGGAGGCUUCUCAUUGUACAGACAUCUCACCUCCGCAGCGCAGGCAGCGGCGGGCUGAUACACCUCCUGAGGCUGAGACAGCACUACCUGUUAAUCAAGAGAUGGAUAUUUCACCGCCAAGAAGAACCAGGGAGCCAUCUUUCCCAAGCCCUGAUCUUUCUCCUCCCAAGAGAGGCGGAAAGCAUUUGUCUAAUGAUCUAUCUCCUCCUCGUAAUAUAUCCACCCGCACACAUAAUCCAUCCGACCUUUCCCCUCCAAGGAGGAGUCGGAGAUUUUUGUCACCUGAUGCAUCCCCACCACGGCAAACCCGUCACAUAUUUUCAGAUGACACAGGGCCCCCAGCUUCCCCUGUUGGAGAUCUUUCUCCUCCAAGGAGAGGUAGUAAAGACUUGUCCAAUGACCUCUCUCCUCCACGCCGGACUCGUCCACAGUCUCCUGAAGCUAUUAGAGGCCGGAAUUCCUCUCCCACUGAUCUUUCUCCACCGAGGAAGAGCAGGAAGGUUCUUGUGGAGAAGGAGCCUAGAAGGGGUGGAUUACUUUCAGCUAAAGAUCUUAGAGAAGAGAAUGACAGGACGAGGAAGGAAGCACUGUCAAGAUUUGCAUCCUUGGAUCCUAGUUUGAGUGGUAAAAGUGCAAAGCCAGUAUAUCGUGAUGCAAAAGGGAAAGCUAUUUCAAAGGAAGAGCUAUUGAAACCAAAGGAAGAAGAGAAACCAAAGGAAAAAAAAUUGGAAUGGGGUAAAGGCUUGGCACAGAAGAGGCAAGCUGAAGCUAACACUAGAGAAUUAGAACUUGAGAAAGACAAACCUUUUGCUCGUAUGAAGGAUGAUCCUGAUCUUGAUCAGAUGUUAAAGGAGAGAGUUCGAUGGGGCGAUCCCAUGGCACAUCUGGUCAAGCAGAAGAAUUCAGAAAUAAUAUUAGAAGAUCUUGGCGAGAAUGAAGCAAUGAAGGAAUCUGGAUUCAUUAUCCCUCAGGCGAUUCCAGCUCACAGUUGGCUUAAACGAGGAGUAGAUUGCCCUCCAAAUCGUUAUGGAAUCAAACCUGGUCGCCAUUGGGAUGGAGUGGACCGCAGUAACGGGUUCGAGAAGGACAUGUAUAAGAGACAGAAUGAGAAGCGAGCCACUGAGAGAGAGGCAUACCUGUGGUCCGUCUCCGACAUGUGAAGAUCUUUCAGUGGUUUUCUUUUUCAGAGUUCGUGAACAAAAGACCUGCUUUUUGUGGUUUAUGGAAGAAAUCUUGAGUGUUCAUUGAAUUUGCUGCGCCUUUCUUCUUUUGAGCUCAUGAUCUAUUUGUCAAUUUGCUUGUGUAAAAAAGCAAAUGGGAGGAAUUGUGAGGUUAGCAACAAAAAUGGGCAUGUGGCUAUAAAAUAUUUCACCUGAACAAACAAUUCGAGAUUUUAAUUCUCAAAACUAAUGUAAUAUAAUUUUAUGUAUCAUAACUAUUUUAGAGAGAAAAGGGCAUGUGGCUAAAAUUAAUAAUAUUUAUGUUGCAGAAA